Ylistrum balloti is the source of this 1638-nucleotide messenger RNA. RefSeq names its product CBY1-interacting BAR domain-containing protein 1-like. The coding region runs from base 25 to 1077 and encodes 350 amino acids. Gene Ontology annotation, biological process: cilium assembly. The transcript has 7 exons. Gene Ontology annotation, cellular component: ciliary basal body; ciliary transition zone. NCBI's taxonomy places the organism in Eukaryota, Metazoa, Mollusca, Bivalvia, Pectinida, Pectinidae. The record is from RefSeq and is a predicted model, not a curated record.
AAACUGAGAUAAUUACAUGAUUUGAUGAUAAUGAGUCGUACCGGUGCCGAAAUGAGGGCAAGUGAAACUCAAUCUAAAUUCAUACAAGAUCGUGUGUCCCUGGUGGAGAAGCAUUUUGGACAGCUAUGUGACACGAUGUCUUCUAUAACGAGAAAAACAGCACGACUUAGAGAUAAAGGAGAUCAGUUAGCUAAAGAUAUCACAACCUACUCUGAGGCAGAUUCUCACAACCCAUCAAUGCUAAGAUGUCUCACAGAAUUUGCAACAAAUCUAUCAGCUAUACAGGAUUAUAGACAAGCAGAGGUUACAAGACUUGAUGCCAAAGUUGUACAACCUUUAAGUAAUUAUGGACUUAAGUGCAAACAGGCAAAAAAUGACCUCAAAUCAGCAUACACCGCACAGGAUAAAGAAGUUAAACAAAAGAAGAAGCUUGACAUGCUUCGACAGAAAAAUCCUGGUGAUCGUUCUCAGAUCUCGCAGGCGGAAACUGAGCUGCAGAAGGCCAGUGUAGAGGCCUCACGCACAUCAAAAAAUCUUCAGCAGCAGGUUGACAAAUUUGAGUUGGAAAAACUCAAGGAUAUUAAGAAAAUGUUAAGUGACUAUGUGAACAUAGAGAUGAUGUUCCAUGCCAAAGCAUUGGAGAUUUACACCCAGUGUUACCAAAACAUCUCCUCUGUUGAUGUGGAGGAAGACAUGGAUGAAUUUCGCUCAAAGCUCACCCCUCCUAACACUGCAGCGAGGAUGAAUAUGGUCAGAUCUUCUUCGUAUUCCUCUCUCAACUCCAACACAAACUCAAAACAGACAACGCCCAUCAAGAUGAACAGACAACAGUCAGCGCCUGCAAGUUCUCAUUCCACGCCAACUAAACCUCCCACAGGAUCACAGUCCCGAACACGAAUACCAGUAAUGGGUCUUGAUGAUGAUGAUGAUGAUGAUGACGAUGACGACGACGAUGAAGAGGAUGAUGAAGACGACGAAGAUGAAACAGAUGAUGAAGAUGAAACAGAAUCAGAAUUAUCAACAGCAAGAUCUCAACAAAAGCAGAUAUCACAGCCAAGACGUGUGUUGCCACGGUAGGACAUUGGGAUACUGUUGUGACUGUUAGACUGCAGAUCUGUGAUAUACCAUCCGUCCACAACUAGAGGAGGCUAAUCCUUAGCUCUCAAUGCACUUCACAAUGUUGACCUGAAGAUAAGCCAUUGUACUGAAUGCCAGUAAAGCGCUUCUUUGCAUUUGCUAUUUCUUCCAUGGUGCAAUCAAUUAUGAUUACAUUAAGAUAUGUUACAAUUGCUAAGAAUGUUUUUGUUUUGCCUGCGAAGUACCAUAGUGUUACCAGUAUUAUAUUAGGGAGGAGUCAUCUACAUUGUAUUGAAAUUUUUUAACUUCAUGUAAAAAAGAUUAGUCCAAUCUUCACAUAUAGUUAGAUCCAUUGAUAGUGGACACUUCAACAUAGCUACAGCAGCAUGAUAUCCAGAUUGUUUUGGUCCAGGUAUAUUAUGAGUUUUAAAAUUCCUGUCUUAAGAGGCUUAAGUUUCUUCAAACGUACAAGUGUUCUAAACGACCUUGGAGUAUUUUAAGGGUACAAACUCAAAUAUGGCUUGUCCACUUCACUUAUCAUCUAGCAAGUGCUGUAACAUG